Molecule: messenger RNA, 2822 nt
Organism: Phlebotomus argentipes
Lineage: Eukaryota; Metazoa; Arthropoda; Insecta; Diptera; Psychodidae
Product: organic cation transporter protein-like
Exons: 2
Coding region: 553-2208 (551 amino acids)
Biological process (GO): transmembrane transport
Cellular component (GO): membrane
Molecular function (GO): transmembrane transporter activity
Source: RefSeq, a predicted model, not a curated record
UCAUUCCCGAUUGAAUUGUUCCCCAAUGGCACAAUAGUAAUUACCAUUCAAUGUGCCGGUCAAUUAACUCGCUCUCGAUGGUGUGUUGUGAGAUCAAAGUCUCGCAGAUCAGCUUUUCUCUUUCUCUAUUCUUUUUUUCCCUGCUAAUGCCCAGAGAGUCUCUCUCUCUCUCUCCUUCCAGACGCCCGAUGGAUUGCAACCCCGUCUUCUGGACCCAUUGCCGAAUCUCGCCACUUCGGGCAGUGACGACUGUGAUUAUGCAACGGACGAAGUGAUGGGAAGAUUCGCCGCGGUCUCACGACUGCCGCACAAUUGUGACCACGAAAUCAGUCUCUCGCUGAGCGUCGGCGCGUUGAGGUGUGCUCGAUAUUUUCACCAUCAGACACACCAUUAGUCACACCACCUUUUUUCCUAUACAAUCUCUUCCCCACUUCAAUGGUUCAGUGCAGGAGCUUCUGAAGUGUUGUGAUAUCGAGAGAGGUGAGAUUGUGAGUUUUUUGUUUCUUUCCUGGUGUGUGAUUUGUGGGGUGUGCGGAGGAACAGCCUGGGAAGAUGGGCUACGAUGAGGUUUUGCCCCACUUGGGCUCUUUCGGUCCGUAUCAGCGUCGAAUAUUCUUCCUCGUGUGCUUGCCGGCUAUCUCGUGUGCCUUUCACAAGCUCGCGGGGGUGUUCUUGCUGGCGAAGCCCGAUUAUCGAUGUCUCAUGCCAUUCGAGGCCAGCAAUGCCACAUUCGCCACGAGUCCAGACUUCCUCUACAACAUGUCCUAUCCGUGGGACGCGCUCAACAAUAAGUGGAGCACGUGUGAGCGUCUCGAGACAGAUUUCACGGCUGAGUACUUUGACUCUGGGCGACCGGCUAACACCACCGUGAGCUGCCAGAAGUGGGCGUACGACGAUAGCAAGUACGAGAGCAGCACAGUCACCGAGUGGGACAUGGUGUGCACCAAAUCCUGGCUCACAGCAACUUCAGACUCCCUCUUCAUGGUGGGUGUGUUGCUGGGGAGCAUAAUCUUCGGCCACAUGUCUGACAAGAUGGGAAGGAAGCCCAUCUUCUUCGCCUCCCUCGUGAUUCAGGUGGUGUUUGGCGUGCUGGCGGGAAUUGCGCCAGAGUACAUCACCUACACAAUCUCCAGGAUAGUCGUGGGAGCGACCACGUCUGGGGUGUUCCUCGUGGCCUACGUGCUGGCCAUGGAGAUGGUAGGGCCGACGUGGCGCCUCUUCGCCGGCACUAUCAUGAUGAUGUUCUUCUCCCUGGGAUACAUGCUCACGGCCGCUUUUGCGUACUUCUUUCCCGGCUGGAGAGCACUGCAGAUUGCCCUCACGCUGCCCGGUGUGCUCUUCCUCUGCUACUGGUGGUUCAUUCCCGAAUCCGCACGCUGGUUGCUGUCGAAGAAGCGCAAACAGGAGGCAAUUGACACCAUCCAGAAGGCGGCAAUCGAGAAUAAAGUCACCAUUCCCACUGAAGUGCUGGACAAUCUGAUUGAGCCGGAGAAGAAGGAGGAUAUGGACAAGCCAGCACCGUCACUCUUUGACCUGUUCAGGUAUCCGAACCUGAGGAAGAAGUCGCUGCUCAUCUUCUUCGACUGGUUCGUCAACAGUGGCACAUACUAUGGACUGUCGUGGAACACGAAUAAUCUCGGUGGCAAUGAUCUGCUCAACUUCGUCAUAUCUGGAGCUGUGGAGAUCCCAGCGUACUGCUUUCUGCUGCUCACGCUGAAUCGCUGGGGCAGGAAGACCAUCCUCUGUGGCUGCAUGCUCAUGGCGGGCACCAUGCUGUUGCUCACGAUGGCCGUGCCAGACACGCAGAAUUGGCUGAUUGUGCUGCUGGCGAUGCUGGGCAAGCUGGCCAUCACGGCCAGCUACGGCACAAUCUACAUCUUCUCGGCCGAGCAAUUCCCCACGGUGAUCAGGAAUGUGGGCAUCGGCGCUGCGUCGAUGUUCGCACGAGUGGGUGGCAUUUUGGCACCGUACUUCAAUCUCUUGGGGGACAUUUGGAAGCCCUUCCCGCUCAUCAUCUUCGGCGCAAUGGCCUUCGCUGGCGGAUUGCUGUCGCUCUUCCUCCCUGAGACGCUCAAUCGCACGCUGCCGGACACAAUUGCGGACGGCGAGCGGUUUGGGAAGAAGGACUUGGUGGAGGGCACGGCGGAAGAGAUGGUGGAACUGAAGGCGGACACAAAUGGCGACGUGAAGAAGACCGAGGAGGCGUAGAGAGCAUCUGAUAAGCAAAGAUAUCGUAUCACCAAGACGACAGUCUGGCCACUUGUUCUUGGGACUUUGACUCCUGCGUGACGUGGCACAUCUGGCGUCAUCGUUUGCAUGCCUUCUUGCGCGCGCACUCGCCAAUUUCACCCCGCGUCCAUCAUCGCGCGCGUAGCUCGAGCACGUGGCCGGUGGUGUGACUCGUAACAGACAAGUAGUAGCGCAUGCGACUUAUUCAGCUACUUAAUUUCCCUCCCAGAACAAUUCCAUUUAAAUAUUGCACAACUUUUCAUUCAUGUCUGCAGCAGACAACGAUCACUACUUAGGGCUAUGAUUCGUGUGUUUUUUUCUCCUAUUUAUUUCAGCUGCUAUUUUGCUCUAUUUUGGCGCUUUUUACUGUUUUUUAUAUAUAUAUGGUAUAAAUAGACGGUUUUUGUCCAACCAAUCUCUGAUGGUGGCGAAUGCGUAAAGAGAAGUUGACAAAUAUGAGUAUUAAAACUAUUUUAAUUAUAUGUAGAGACUUAAUUAGGUCGUUAAGUGUUUUUAGAUCGCAUCCCGGACUUGAGAUGCCUCUUUUCUAUACAUGUACUACUUGUGUAAGAAUCUUAAUCAACCAGAUGUAC